UAUUACUUGACUCUUAGAUGAAAGUCGAAAGCAAACAAUCGCCUAUUCCCGCCAGCAAGAAAAAAAGGUACAUGCAUCACGGAGGCCUAUGGAAACUGCACAUUAUUUCAAAAUAUCGCAAGCCUUGGAGAUGUUGAAUUUAAAAUAAUAUUAUUUAAUACCAUAAGUAUUCAGAUAGUUAUCUUGUAAAAAUAAAAUGGCGUCUUCAAAGAAGUGACAACAAUAACACAGUGUACUGACUAAUCAAAUCAAGAUAAUUAUUUAUUAAUUAAAAUUUACUAGUAUUAGUAAGUAUAAGUAGGCUACUACACUACUAGUUUUAGUUGUGGUUUAUUAGUAGGCCUAUAUUAUAUUGAAUUGAAUAUUUAUAUAGCGCUUGUAUCCAUGCUACUUCAGCAUGCUCACAGUCACAGUAGGCUUGAAACUUGAGUAGGCACUUGAAUACAAAAUUUAACAAAAUUGAAAUAAUUUUUUUAAUAACACAGUUAGAGCAAAUAAAAAAAAUGAAACCAGAAUCAACUUUUUAGCUUAAGUACUUUUUGAGCUUUGAAUUUGUAAAGUGUGAGUUCGUUUGGUAUUUUUUACUAUGGACGAAACCUCCACAUCUUGUGACCUCAUUCCGCUGAUCGCGUCAUGCGCAAUGACUAUAUACUUUAUAUAAGGCAACGCAUCGCCUUAUCACUAAAAUACUGUUUAGGGUCGACUUUCAAAUUUGAAAGUUGAAACCGUGUACUUAUUAAUUAAUUUCGAAACCCUGACCAAUGGUUUAAUAGUUUUUGCACACGGCAAACUCUUAUGAAUGAAACUCUGAGGUAGUACUACGAUACAGUUAUGCAAGUGGCUGUGAAUGGUUGCCAAUGACAACGUGUUGCACACGGUAAAUUCUGAUAAUUUAUAAUAUGGAUUCUACCGGGUUGUUAAAGCUCAAAUUAAAACAUUCCAGUUUAAAUGUCUUCAAAAUGCAUUCUGAAACACAAGUUAUCAAAUAUUUUGAUGUAAAUAGUGGUAAUAAAAAGUAUCGGCAACUUCCGCCAUUAAAAAGGGGCCAUGGCCCACCCCAUGGCGAAAUUAGGUUGAGCGAACUGCAUGACCUGCUGCGAACGUGUAGAAACAUGACGUCUAUCGUAAGACACUUAUCGCUGUGAAAAUUGGCAUACAUAUAGAUCGAUACAUUCCCCAGAUGCAAAAAAAAUUUGGUAGUGACAAAUCUUUUCCUUCGACUUAAUUUUAAUGAUGAAAGUUGCCUUAUAUUUACCAAGGAUUUUCUCAAAGCUGACUGAUUGUAAAUGAAAAAGAAAUUGAUUAAAAUGUAGGCCAAGAUGUCUACCUAAUUAUAAGGCCGAAAACGGAACUCAAAUAUAUAUCGAAAGUACUAAUUUAAUAAUAAAUAGACACACACAUCGGAAAAUUAAAAACUCGGAUUUUUCUGCGCCGAUUUCUAUUUCCGAUACACAAAAAGUAUUAUAGUCUCCCUUGUUUCAUCGAAAUAUCUACUCACAGCAACCACACCUAGAUAUUGGAAGAAACUUCAGUGGUUCUUUCAUCAGGCCUAUUUAAGUUUUAGGGUGACAGUGCAGUACAUUUUUACUCAAUAAAGUUAUUACUAAUAUUACUGUUAAUUUAAUUAAUAUAAAUAUAUCUGGAACUUGGAUAUGGCAAGACUACUUCAAAAUGGGCAUGGGCGCAUCCACACUGUGGACCACAGCUCUAGUGCUGUUAAUAGCAUUAACAAACAGGUGGCAGCCAUUAAUUGCGUGCGGGUACACACAGCUCGUUCCAAAGUUAUUGCAAUGUCUGGUAAAUGUAAAAUGUUGGUUUUACACGCCCCUCAUUGACUAAUGCUGCUGAUGCUUAACUCUGGGCCAAAACAUUCCAUUUCAAUCUUUGUAUUUAAUAAAGUUAUUCUUGUCUUAUUUAAAAUUUUGUCAUUGAUUAUCCAUGUUUUUGUCACAGAUAAAAGAGUUUAAAAGAAGGUAUCAAAUUAUCAUGCCUGCUGGGCGUCCUCGUCGUGCUACCAAGCAGCAGCCAGUGGCAGAACUUGAUGAGUCUGAGCAGGCCUCUGAAAUAUCACUGUAAUAUUCUUUUAAAUAAAAAUUAAAACUUAUAAACCAAGCAUUUCUAGCAUAAGAAAAUUGUUUGCUCCACCUUUAUGAUAGAGAUUAAAUGGAAAACGAAAGUUCUUCACCAAAAUAAAAGAUACUUAAGCCUAAAUUUUAAACUAGAAGUCUUAUAAACCAGGGUUUUAUUAUUUUUUUGUCUUAUUCUGAAAAAAAAUUGUUUACCACAACAUUAGAAGAGAUAAAAAAAAAAAUAUUUAGAUAUUCAUUGUUUUGAAAUUUUUAUGAUUCUGUUUAGGAACCAAGGUAAUGACUCAGACAGUGACUUUGAAGAGCCAAAAGUUAAAGGGAAAAGAAAGAAAAAGGAUGACUCUGCACCAGUAAAUGUUAAUUUCUUAUAUUUUCUUGUCAUCACUUUCAAAUUGUAUUUUUUUGUGUGAUUAUUGGCAUACUUAAAGAAUUAACUUUGUUUUAAAUUAAGAAGUGUCUACAUGUCCGGCGACCGGACUAAUAAGUUCUUGAGAUAUUCGUCCGCCAACCAGGUCACAUGACCACCGUAACAAAGGUGGGUGAAAUAUCUGUCAGCCUUGUCACAUGACCGCUAAUAGUUAAUCAUAAAACUGGUGUUGGAGAUGCAUGGGGGUGACGAGUAUACACUUCAUUUCCAGGGGGGGGGGGGGGGGAAGCAAUGCAUACUAAAAGUAAAAAAUACUGAGAGUGAAAGAGAAAAAUGAUAGUCAGGGUGAUAUAUAAUUGAGGCAGGGAGGCCGAAAGGUCACAAAGAAAUAGACCCUACAUCUUAACUCUUUCACUGCUGAAUUUUUAAUAAAAAAUGUACAAUUUUUUCAAAGAGCGGAAAAAGAGUGAGAGGUUGGGUUUAUUAAAAAAUAUUUAAAAUAUUAUUCUUUGUUUUAUACGACUAAACUUGGUAUCAAAUCAAAGGUAAUUGAAAGGACUAUAUGUUUGAACACUUAUUUCUUCACUUUAAAUAACAUAAGUUACAGAAAAGAACCAAAAAUGUGAAAACAUAUUAUGCUGAACCAUUUUUACCCAUACCCUAUGAUGUACCGGUACGCAUACUUCAUCUUCACUUCUAUAACUCAAUUCCUCUAAAACUACUACUAUUGGAAUCAUGCGAUGCAUCUAAAUAUAAAUCAUCUUCGCUAUCAAAAGAAAUAGUAUAACAUAAUCCCAAAGUUUUUUUAACUGUUAAUCCUCUAGGAAACUUACCUACUAGGGUAGCCAUAGCAACAGUAGGAAAAGAAACGCGAAGAAAAUAGUCAAAAUAAUGCUUCUAAUGACAAAAAAUUUACCUUAGUUUCCCUUAAAAACAAUGAAGUACCACUCUUCUAUAUAAAAGUCUUAUUUAAAAAUAGCUCUUAGAGAAAUAGCAAAGAAACAAACAUGAUAUUGAAACGACGCACAGCGCGUUGGUGCGUGCUUUGGAGAAUGGCGGAAUAACGCAGUGUGCGUUGUUCCGCAUCGAAAGAGCUAAUAUAGGGCCAAUAAAGUGUGCUGUUGGGUAGCCUAUUUCUCACGCAAUAUUAAUAGCCUAAAAUAAAACUUUUUUUGACAGCAGGUCUAUUGACAGUCAACUGGCAAGUAUUGGUCUUAUUUUCUUUGGUUCAUAUUUUAAAUUUACCCUUUUAGGUAGAGCGUUAUAAGAUAAUAAAACAAGAUAAGGGAUUUUUUUUUAAAAUUUGCCUGCGGCGUCUUGUUACGUGACAUGCCCACCGGAAGAAUAUCUCCCGCACUAUCUGUCCGGUCGCCGGAUGUGUAGACACUGCCUUUAAAUUAUUAUUAAUCUAGUUUGUUUGUUGUUUUUUUUUUUCAGCCAGCAAAGCGGAAGAAAGCAGAAACAGCAGCUGCAAAAGCAAAGAAAGCACAACAUAUAUCUUUAGAUAGUGGAGACGGGAGUCUUUUUGAAGCAGUGAAGACCGGAAAGGCUUCAUUGCAGGUAAGAAAUAUUUUAGGGGUAAUGGAUAAGAAAUAUAUAGAGCAGUGGGGUAGUUAGAUCUUUACAGUCAGAUGUCCCAUGGAGAUAUUCUAUGAAUGCAACAUCAACUAUUGCAGUACCUGGCUUAUCUUGAUGGCACAGCGCUACUGAGCAGAAACAGCUAUGAUAUAAUUAGAGCAUUCAAGGAACUUGAAAAUCCCUCAAUACAAGCUAGUCUUGAGCUAAAAGAAGGCAAAGACAAAAUAUAUGGUAAUGCGCUGGACAGUACACUUGAGAUAAUGUCAGAUUGUAGAGCAGCCAGAGUGAUCUAGAGGCAGGCGGCUCACCGGUCAACCAAAACUGAGAUAGAUUGACGAUGUAGAGGUCUUACACCAACUGCUGUCCCGCACAUGGGGGCGGAAAGCCAUGAAUCGAUCCAAUGGAAGGUUGUGGUGGAAAAAGCCAGGGCCCUACAUGGGCCACGAAUGGUGAUGGGGUAGUUAGAGUUUGCCGCCCCUCAUUACAAAGUUCCCUAAAUUUAAAAAAUAUACAUCAAAAAUAGGCCAAAAUUGUAUAUGAAAUUGUCCAAAAAUGCUGUCCUAAACACCGCCACAUCUUCCUACACCACUAAUGUAAAUUUAAUAUCUAAGUUUCUCCCAAUUAUACAUUUUUCUCUAGACUGUUGUUGAUGAAUGGAUCGAGGGGUACAAAAUUGAAAGAAAUACUGCACUACUUGAGCUCAUCCAGUUUUUCAUACAGUGUUCAGGAUGUAAGGGCAAAAUCACUCCAUACAUGUAUGCUAAUAUGGAGCAUGCUGAGAUCAUUAGGAAAAUGACUGAAGAAUUUGAUGAGGUAAUGAGUUUUUUUUCUUUAAAGAAACAAUUUUAAGUAAAAUAAAAAAAAAUCUUCAGCUAUGACACCAUCUUUUAUUUCCAACAUCUGGUUGUUCAUAAAUGCUAAUAAUAGGUAGUCCAAACUAAAAUUUUCUAUACAUAGCAGACAUAUGUGGUGAGUUUCACCUGACAGAACUUUUUAUUCUAAGAUAUAGGCCACUUAUUUCAUGUAGUUAUCUCAAUAAACAAAAAAGUUAUGCGAUUUUCAAAUUUGCUGAAAAUCGACCAAAAAUGGAUUUUUUUACCUUGUGAAAAAGUCCCAUGUUUAAGGACCUAUAUUUUCUAACAUAAUCAACAGAGAAGUCCAGGAAUUGGUGUAUGUGCUCCAAAGUUUACAAUAUUUAAGCCCAAUUUUUUUCAAGCAGCCAGAUCUAUUAAUUCUUAAGUUAUUAUAAAAUAAAAAAUAACAAUAUUGAUUUUUAGUCCUUUUUAUUUUCCGACUGGAGAGGUGUAAAAAUACACAUUUUAAAAAAUUUGUUAAAAUUUCUGUUAUUGACUUACAUAAAUAUUUCAUACAUCAAAUUAAAGAUAAUUUUAAGCAGAACAACAUGCAGUAUGCCUUAACAUCAUCAAUAAACACUUAAAGGCACUAAAAUAAGUCUAAAAGUACUCACUUAGCGUUUUUUUUUUUAAAUGAAGGUUUAAAAAAUGUGAUUAGAAAAUGCAUUUUACUUAAUUGUGAUAAAAUCAAAGGAAUAUGAUGUCAGAUGUGUUUACUAUUAAUUAAAAGACUAAUAAAAAAAAUAUCAAUGCAGAGUAUUGUCAAAAAUAUAAAUCAAUUAAGCAUAAAUUUUAAUUAAAUUGUCAGGGAAAUGCCUGGUCUAUCAACUGGGGGGUGACUGGGUAAGCUUCUGUAACCAAUUUGUAAUAUGCUUGUUGGUCUUAUUCCCCAGUAGCUUGAUAAGUGCAUUAUCAAUAGCAAUUGUCAACUCUAGCCACAAUGUUGCACCCAGGGUCAUCAUAGGUUUCUCCGCUGUGGAAUGAACAAUUAAACUUAGAGAGCAUACAACAUUGUUUUAAGUAUUCAUAGGUGUAAUAUAAAGACUAAAUAUUGAGAGAACUGGGCGAGUCCAUUUCAAUAGGCCUUAUAGGUACCGGUAGUACUAGUGAGUCUAAGAUGAAAUAAUAUUGAAACAAUUCUAACUCAGAAAUACGUUUCAUUGAGUUUUAAUAAAUGCUUCACAAUCUCAUUGUCAAGAUAAGCCUACAAAUUAUUUGUUUAAUUAUUUUGCUGUGUAUAAUGUUUUAUUCACUUGAACUUGAAGCCUCCUACCCCAGGUAAAAAUUUAAGUCGGUCCACCCCAAUGUUUACUCGCCGGCAUCCAUUUUUAUUUUCUCGAUCGGACAGAAACCCCCUUUGAAAUCAACAAUGCUAUCUUUAUUUUAAAAUUACAUUUAUAAAAUAUAAGAAAGAUCAAACAUUAGCAUAUCUGCGACAUGUCUAUCAAUUUUUUUUAUCGCUAGACUGUCCUCAAUUAAAUACAUUUGGUCCGAUCGGCAACAUAUCUCCUAGUCAAGUUCACAAUAGCUACAAUUCGUUAAAAUAUAUCUAAUAGCUGACGACACCAAAUUAAGUUUAACUCACUUCUAAUCAACAUUUACAUUCACUAAUACUAAUACAUUAUAUGAAAAUUUAAUUAUAUUACUUACUUGUUGAUUAAAAGCCCCAACAUUGCUAAAAAAGCACCCGCCAUAACGCUGGUACUAGUACUAGUCACCAAGCGCGCGUUAGGCGUCUAGUGAUAGCGGUGUGGAACUGGAAAUGGGGGUGUUUUUGUAAACAUCGCCGCUACGCGAGAAUCAUGCCCACUCAUUUGAUCUCGUGAUAUUAAAUAGUUAAAGACCUGAUCUUUCCAACCGUGUAAAGAGCGUCCUAAUAUCUCCAUGUUUUCGACCAUUUUUUUAAUACGAAAGUUUUCAACCGGCUUUUUCAAAAUGAAAUAAGCAAGGUAGAUAAACUCUCUAUGCAUCAAACGAAAGGACAUUAUCUGCUCUUUCUUAUGGUGGUAGAAUUAUUGGGAUAACUUAAAUAGACGCGUAGCCGUGGGCGUUUGAAACACCUUGGAGUAAACCGAUACUAGCAAAAACGCCGUAAAAUUGGUCAAAACUGAUACUUUUCAAACACAGAAAAAACACUUUCAAACACAUGUUACAGUCAUGCAAGUAACACAUUUCGCCAGAUAAAGAAUUAAACUUUAUUCACAUAUAAAUUUUAUUGCUGUAUCGCUACUAGAAGAGGAUUAAUUAUUUUUUUGAAAACUUCGAAAAAUGACCCUAAAACUCAUUUUUUCUUUAGUUUGGACUACCUACUAAUAAAUCCCAUUCUUUGCAGUCAUGAGAAAUAAUAAGACAUUUUUUGUUUAAAUAAGUGUCUACAGCUUUCAAAUAGAAGAUUCUUUUAGAAGAUUCUUUUAAUACCUUUCUUUGAAUCUACUCAUGGAGUUAAACUGCAGUUAAGAAUAAUAAAAAUAAUAAUCUAUUAACUCUAGAUUUUUUUUUUUUUUUUUUUAAAGGAAGUAAAGAAUAAUAGUGAUUAAAUUUCAUUGAAAAUUUUGUUUGUUUUCCACAGGAAAGUGGUGAUUACCCACUGAUCAUGACAGGUCCACAGUGGAAAAAGAUAAAAUGCAGUUAAAAAUAAUAAAAAUAAUAAUCUAUUAACUUUAGAUUUUUUUUUUUUUUUUUUAAAGGAAGUAAAGAAUAAUAGUGAUUAAAUUUCAUUGAAAAUUUUGUUUGUUCUCCACAGGAAAGUGGUGAUUACCCACUGAUCAUGACAGGUCCACAGUGGAAAAAGUUUAAGUCCUCAUACUGUGAAUUUGUUCAAGUUCUUGUUAGACAGUGUCAAUACAGCAUCAUCUAUGACCAGUAUAUGAUGGAUAAUGUCAUUUCUCUGCUAACUGGGCUAACAGAUUCCCAAGUCAGAGCAUUCAGACACACCAGUACUCUAGCAGGUAUAUUGCUGUUAACAAGUUUUAUACUUAUUUACUUUAGAAAAUCAUAUUUUAAUUUUCUUUAUGACUAGAAAUUUUACCUUUCAUUAGGAUAAUUAUAUUUUAAAAUAAUUUUAUCUUUUACAAAACAGCCAUGAAACUUAUGACUGCUCUGGUGGAUGUUGCCUUGAAUCUGAGCAUUAAUUUGGACAACACACAAAGGCAGUAUGAAUCUGAACGAGCCAAACAGCAAAAUAAGAGAGCUGGAGAUCGUCUUGACUUGCUUAUGCAAAAACGACAAGAGGUAAUUUGUAGUGUUUGCACAAUUUAGCUGAUGUUUCAUUAUUUUAAGCAAAAAUGCCCAUUAUUUCGGAUUUGUUUUUUUAAAUAGUUUUUCUGUUACAUUUCAUUCAUUCAGAUCUUGUGUGCCAACUGGUGUUUUAUGCUAUUACCAAAGACAUGGUAAAACCCAAAGAAACAUGGCACAGAGCAAAUUUUUUUUUAAAUAUCUGCUGACUACAAAAAAUUCUACAAAAAACUUCAAAAGUUACAUUUCUGUUCAACCAUUAUUUAUGGUAUCAGCCAUGUUUAGUUGAGUCUUCCCUGGCUUUAUGUCUUGCCAGGGCUGUCCAGCUUGGUUCUGCCCUGGGAAUUGAGCGUAAUUCUUCAAGUAUGACCACGUCAUCCCCUGUGAUUGGUCUUAAAAGAUUAUAGGCUUUUUUUUAUUUUAAGGGAGGUGGGGUGUGUGUUUUCAAACAAAACUAAUUUGUUUAUUUGAUGUUCCAAUGCUAUAUAUAUAUGUAAAAAGUAAAUGAUUCAAAAGCCAUCUAGAGAUGUUACAAAAAUCAAAUAUUUUUUUUAUCUCCACAGUUGGAAGAAAAUCAGGCAGAAAUACGCAACAUGUUGACUUACAUCUUUAAAGGUGUUUUUGUGCACCGAUACAGGUUAGAAUAUUUUGUAAAGGUCAUUGUAAAAUUAUUAUGCUGUGUAGAUGACAAUUCAACCAAACAUAAAAGUUAAACAGGAGGUUCAUUAAAGUAACUGUUAGUUCAGACCAUUCCAUAUUUAUUCACUUUUAUUUUAUUAUUUCAAGAGAUACACAGCCUGAAAUUCGAUCCAUCUGCAUGGCUGAAAUUGGUGUAUGGAUGAAAAAGUACCCUAACAUGUUCCUAGAUGACAGUUACCUAAAAUAUGUAGGCUGGACACUCUAUGAUAAGGUCAGGGAAUAGUGUGACUUUCAAAUCUAAGAAUGCACGUAGUACUGAAUACAUUGCUUUGGCUAAGGGUAGUUUUUCAGAUAAAAUAUACAUACAUUUAUGUUUUCAAAAUGAAUCAUACAAUAAGUAGAUUUGUAUUAACUUUUAAAUAUUUGUUUCUUUCUAUAGCUUAAUUUCAAGAACUAAAAGUUAGCAUUAUUUGGUAAAAAUAGAAUAGCUUUUCUUAAAAGAUUCUUUUUUUUUUAAAUUAUUAUUACCAAAAUUUUAAUUUUUAAUCUUUUUGAAACAUUUUUUAGUAUUUUUAAAGUUACAAGUACAUGUUGACAAUCAUUAAAUUAAAUGCAAAUUUAUUUUUAGGUUGGGGACGUUCGUCUAUGUUGCCUCAAGACUUUAGCACCACUUCAUGAAACUCCAGAUUUAUCAGGGAAACUGGAGUUGUUCACUAAUAGAUUUAAGGUAGGCGAUUGAGGGUAUCUUGAAUACACAUGAUAUCUCGUGGAGAGCGGUACGGAUAGCCAUCAGUUCUGAAAAUAAAAAAUACUUGCUUUCCAAAUUUAAAAAAAAGUUUUGAACGUUUUUUUGUUUUUUGUUUUUCUUUUCAAGUUGUAGAUAUUACUUCUGCAUACAUUUCAGGAUCGUAUUGUGGAAAUGACUUUGGACAAAGAGUAUGAUGUAGCCGUCCAGGCCAUUCGUCUAGUCAUCUGUGUUCUCAAGUAUGUAUUACAAAACCAUAACAUUCACUUGCAUUUGGCUUUGCUGUGUCACAAACUUAUUCCCAUUUACUCCAAAGUUAUUUUAUUCUUAGGUUGAUGUGUUGAUGUGUUAAUGUGUUAGUCAAGUAUGCUCAAGUCAAGAGUUUUUAAAUACUCUGUAGCUUUUAUUUGUUAAUUCAUUAACUUAUGACAACAUUGAGUCUAUUGAUGUCCAUGUUCACUUGGAAAGGUACAGUGAAAAUGUAUUAUGCGACAAAGACUGUGAGAAUGUUUAUGAGCUGGUGUAUUCCUCACACCGAGCUGUCGCACAAGCAGCUGGAGAUUUCCUUAACCACAAGUUGUUCAAGCGCGAUGAUGAUGCCCCUGUUGUUAGAUCGGCCAACGGUAAAAAGAGAAGCCAUAACACACCCCUUGUACGAGAUCUGGUUCAAUUCUUUAUUGAAAGUGAGGUAAUUCAAUUGUGCAUUUUUGUCAUUGCUAUAUUAUUGUUAAUUUAAGUAGACGUGAUUUGGCAGCAUUAACAUACCGGUAUAUGACUUGUUUUUUUUGUUGUUUUUUUCUUAAUAAUAAGGCGUCUUAUAUAGCGCGGUACCCCAGCCUAGGGGUAUUUAUUACUAGUGUGUAUUAAUUGUAUUUUUUUUAAUUAAAAUUUUUUAGCUGCAUGAGCAUGCUGCUUACCUUGUCGACAGCCUUUGGGAAAUUAAUGAAAUGAUGAAAGACUGGGAAUGUAUGACAGACCUGUUACUAGAAGAAUCUGGUAAAGGAGAAGAAGGUAAGUUUUAUCCUAUGCACUUGUUCUGUCUAUGGUGUUUAUUCAAAGGAUUUCAUCUGUGAAUCUAUUAGAAAUAGUGGUUAUUAAUGAAGGAUACAUGUGCCAAGUCAAAUUGAUUACAUGGAGCCAGUUCAGCACAAGUUAUAGCUUUGAAAUACCUAUGUCAGGUUCAAGAACUUUCUAUUUGUGAGCUUAGGAGUUGAGUAUAGAAAUAAAAUUGAAUUCUUAAUCAUUAAUUGACAUUAUUAAUAUUUUUUAACCUGUGCUCAUGCUGAACCUUAUCCUUAACUGUUUCUGUUCCCAUAUAUAAAUUACUAACAUUGAUUUGUAAGAUAGUAUUUAUAUUUCUUAUUUGUGAUUUAUUUUCAAUGGUUUUGUACUUACGUGCACUAUAUUUACAGACUUAUUUUUAAUUAUUUCUUUAAUUUUGUAAACUCAGCCCUUGAUGACAGACAAGAAACGAGUCUUAUAGAGAUAAUGGUGUGUUGUGUGAAACAAGCAGCAACUGGUGAAUCACCUGUUGGUAGAAGUCCUAAUAGAAAGGUACCACAAAAAUUGUCAAUUAGGGGAGCAAUUUGAUGGUAUGAUGUACUAUUAUCCAUGUAGUUACAUGUGGAAUAAUUUGCAAUAUAUAUUAAUUUAUUUUCAGUCUGUUCUGUAAUUGAUCCAAUGCUCCAGUUAUUUAUAAAGCAGAUGGAUUUAACAUAUGUUAGUUUGUUUAGAUUGAUAUACUUGAUUCUGGCAUAUUUUUUUAAAUAAGAUUGUAAUUUUGGUUAUAUGAAUUUGCUUUGUCUAUUUUCUGUGCUUUUAGGUUUUAAAGAAAUACACUUAUGUUAGCUGUUUAGUUUUAUAAAAAUGCAAUUAUGACUUAAAUAGUAAAGUAGAACAAUAAUAGAUUCGGUUUUAAUGAAAAUAAUUGUUCAAACUAUAUUAUUUGCUGAUCAGAUGUCAGCCAAAGAGUUGAAACAAGUAUCUGAGGACAAGCAGAGGCUUACUGAACAUUUUAUUGUUGCCCUUCCUCAACUGUUACUCAAGGUGAGCUUGACCAUAUAAAGAUAAGUAAAUGUUCUGACCCAUAGCUUUCAAUAGAUCUUACUAUUCUUUGAAAAAGUAGGGUAAAUGAGUAAUUCAUCUAUUAUCUCACUUAAUCUCUAUUUAGUCAGUUCCUUUUUUUUUAAUAAUAUAUUUUUAUGUUGAUUACUUUUUAUUUAUCUCUAAAAUUUUAAGUAUUUGAUGGACGCUGAGAAAGUUGCUAAUCUGCUGCAGAUCCCUCUCUAUUUUGAUCUAGAUAUCUACACAUCUGGUCGACAAGAAAAGGUAUCAGUAUUAAUGGAGGACGUUUAUUAUUUUAGUUUAUUUAAUUAUUAACUUAUUUCCUUGAGGUUUUAUUAAAGGAAAACAAUUUUUUUUGUUAGCCCUGCAAUGAAAUAGUUGUGAUCUUCUUUACAUUUAAUCAUUGCAUCUUAACUCAUUUUUCUCUCUUUUCAGAAUCUUGAAUUAUUGUUGCGGUAUAUAAAUGACAUUGUUGAAAAGCAUACAGGCAAUGAGGCAAGUUCAGCUGCAGGGAUAUUUUAACUAAUAAAACGUAGCAGAUUUGACUGUUGAUUUUGUAGCAAGAGCAUCUUUGAUUUUAUUUUUUUAAGCUUCAGUUUCAUUUGUUUUAAAACUUUGAUUUUCAUUGUAAAAUUUUUUAAUAUAAUAAUAUAUUUUUUAAAUGUUAUUAUUAUAUUGUAAGACUGUUGAACUGGCGACACUUUUUACACUAAAAUAAUGUUCACAGGUUCUUGAAGCUUGUUCCAAAUGCCUAGAAUGUUUGUGCAAUGAAGAGUUUGCCAUUGCUGGCAAAAGUGAAGUGAGCAAAAAAACACUGAUAGACUCUUUAGUGAUCAAAUUAAAGACAGCUGUCCAAGAUUACUUCACAGAGGUACAAAGUUUUUUUUGUUUUGUUAAUUUAUAAAAAAAAACAAUUAUUAUGAAACUGACCAGAGUAUUUUUUCUUUCUUUUUAAAAUACUAGUUUCAUUUGGAGAACUUUUAUUUUUGAGAAAUUGUGUUAAAUUUUUAAAACUUUAUUUUGUUUAUUUGUGUAUCUUGAAAGAGAUUUAUAAAGGACCCUUAAAUAAUCUUUGAACAAAGGGGCAUCUUUAAAUCUCUGUAAAGUUUGUGAAAAAUAAUGAUUUGAAUUUCUGAAUAAUAUAAUUCUUAGCUAAGAAUCAAUAAAUGCCAAUACAUACUUACUGGAAAUGUUUCAGGGAGACACCCCUGAUGAAGAUGAAGUCUUUGCUUUACUGGCUGCUCUGAAAAGGAUAAGUGCUUUUUACUCGUAAGUCUUUUUGUGUGUGUGUACAUAUAUAUGGCCUUUGAUAUCACAAUCAAGCAUUAACUUACCCAGUCAUGCACAUGGAUAAUUAUCAUAAAAGUUUUCCACUACAUGUUUACUAAAUGAUAAAGUCUAAAAUUCACAGCUGCCAUGAUCUCACCAACUGGGAAGUAUGGGAUGACAGCUUCAUUGUGGUCAAGUCAGCCAGAGAGAAAGCUGUUAUCCCUGAGGAGGUGAGUUGUAAAUUGUGAUGUCUUUCAAACUUCUGCAUGUUAGCAUCUUAAGAGAUGAAUCUUCUUUGAUUAAUAUGAAUAUUAUUUGGUUUAUGAAUUUAAAUGAAUAGAAAGUAUUGGCUGUAUAUAAUGUCUCCGCUGUAUUUAAGGAUUGGAUUUUUAUUUUCAGAUCAUUGUGAAAGCGAUCCAUACCUGCUCAACAGCUGUUUUCUUUUAUUUAAAACGUCUUGAUGAAUCAAAGCCCAGACCCGUAUGUUUUAAGAUUGAAGUAAUUUUGGAAAAAUAAAGUUACCAGCUUUUAAAAUAAAAUAGUAAAGAUACAUCAAAACCAGUGCUUAAAUUGGAUUUAUACUACGGUACAUCUGCCUAUUACAGAUAUUGACUAAAGUUAAGUUAUUUCAAUUAAUAAUUACAUUGGUUUACUUGUUUGAUUGAUUAAUUAAUUUGUUCUAUUAGGAUGAAAUGAAGAGGCUAAGGAAGAAACUUGCCCUCCUGAUUCAGUGUUGUCAUGAGCUUAUGUUCCAUGACAGUGAAAAAGUCAAAGAAGAGGUAAGGCUCUCAAAAUUACAGUGCACCACUGACACAAUGUCAGUAUACAAUUUAAAUAAGAGCUUUCAAAGUGUAAUAUAUAAAUUAGCUAUCAUAACCAUGUUUAAAAGAUUAAAUUAAGAGUUGCUGUUGUAGCCACCUGUUUCUUUUUAAUGAGAUGCAAGAAUCGUAAGCAGUUCAUCUGAAACUAGACGCUAUUUAACUGGAAAUUUAAUCUCUAACAUAUAUUAAUAUUAAUGAAUUUUUUGUAGCACACUAGUAAGGAAAUGUUUACUUCUAUAGUAUUUUUUUUUUUUUAAAUUCUGAUAAAACUUAUUUCAUUUUUCUUUCGAACUUAAUUCUAUUCUUCUUCUGGGAACAUUUCAGUCUUUUGUGAUUAUUUGUGAUUUACUGAUGGUGUUCAGCCCAAACAUAGGAGAGAGUAAUCCUCUCCUGAAGCCAAUUGUGUAUGAUGUUGAGCCAAAACUAACAGCUCAUCUCAGUGAAUUUCUUCUCAUGAAAGUAUUUGUAGAGGAUGAUGAUGGUAAUUUUCUAUCAAAGGAAGCAAUUUUUAAAAAAUAAUAUUUCAUUUGGAAAUUAUUUGAGGCAAUAAGAGUAAUUUUUAAGUAGUAUUAAUUUUCAUUAAUUAGUUUCUUCUAAAAAAAAAUUAUAAAUACACUUUCUCUUCUUAGCAUUAGUGUAUGUCAAAAUGAUUCUAGUGAUUUUGGUGUGAUCUUUAUGGCUUACAGAAAUAAAGAAUUCAAACAAAAACAAAAAAUUUGAAUAAAAUUGAAAUUUUUAAUUUUUCCAGAGGAGAUGGAUGAAAAUGUAAAAAUUGAAGAGUUGCACAAAAGGCGAAAUUUUCUUGCAAGUUUUUGUAAAUUAGUUGUCUACAACAUAAUACACAUCAAAGUGGCUGCCACAAUGUUCAAGCAUUACAUGAAGGUAUUUCAAAGCUUUUGUUUGGUUUCUACAAUUGACUCAGUUAAUUUUAUUUUAUAAAAUCUCUUGUUUCAGAGGGUUAGAAAUGACUAUAAAUGAUUCAUUCACAGUUAGCAUGAAAAUUCUUUUUAGAAAGAAGAGAAAAAAAAGGUGUGUCUUACUUAAAUAAUCUAAUGAAUGACUGUUUAAUUUGUUAAUGAAAUCCACAGUUUUACAAUGACUAUGGUGAUAUCAUAAAGUACACACUUAGUAAAGCCAGGGAGAUCAACAAAGUAACCACGUCUAAGACACUGGCCAUGAGUCUGCAGCAGGUGUGUGUCUAAAGCUAGUAGAUUAAACAUUUUCCAUCAUAAUUGUGGGACUCUUAAUCCUGGAAAUGUGUUGUAUUCCUUGUGUCCACUGCAUUGGUGUAGAGCUGUAGAUUUGUGCUGGUCUAUGAAUGUAAAACAAAUUGUGGUAGUGUUAAAGCAAUUUUUUUUUAAUGUAUGUUAUGUAUGUUAAUUGUUUCUGAAAUACUGAACAUUUUUUAAUAUUUAUUAAAAAUAAAAAUUAUCAGAUUGACAAAAUAUUAUAGUGCAGUGGAUUAAUUCUGUAGUUUAAAUAUUAAAUUAUUUAAGCAUUUGAAAGUUACGGUAUUUAAAAUAAAAGGGAAUUUUAAAAAAAAUGUAUUCCAGUUGUUCAAAGAACUCCAAAUUGAGCAAGGAGAAGUUGAUAGAUCGUCCGAUUCUUUCCAGUCUAUUAAGGUACAUAGGAAAAUAGUGUACAUUUUAUAGUUUUUUUUAAAUUUAAUUUCUCUUUGGACAUCAAGACAUAAGUUGUCUGAAGAAAAAGAUAUUUAUUAUAUGUUCUUUAAAUAGUCCGUGUAACAAAACCUUACUUUUCCCUGCUAUUUUACAGACUUGCAAGAGAUUAUGAAAUUUAGAACAUCUAAAACCAAAUAGAAUAAUCAUAUACUGCUAGAUAAUUUAUGAAGAAAAAAUCACAUACUUCACACUUGCCCUGUACAUUAAAUACCCUUUUUUUUUUCUACAUGCAUUCUACUAUGAAAAGCUGGCCCAUUGUGCUUUUUAACCUUUCACAUCUUGAUUGUAAUGAGAACUGGCUACUUGUAAUGGCUGUAACAAUAAUAAUGCUUAUAUUAACUUUUCUUUAUUUCCUGCAAAUAUGUAGGAGCUGGCUAGAAGAUUUGCACUGUCCUUUGGUUUGGACCAGAUUAAAAACAGAGAGGCUGUUGCAACAAUGCACACGUAAUUUUUUUAUUUUUGUGAUUCAUAGUGAAAACAUUUUAAAAGAAAAUCAUUUUCAUUAGCUGAAUUUUUUUAUUUUAAUUUGCUGACAUGUUUUAUGCAAGUAAUAAUUUAUACUUUCCUUAAUGAAAUAACGUUUACAGUACCUCAUAGCCUCAGUACAACUAUGAAUAAAUUUUGUAUAUUGUAUCUCACAGAGAAGGCAUACAGUUCAGCUUAACACCAUUUGAAAAUAGGGACAAGGGGCCAAAUGCUGCACCACCUAACCUAGCUUUCCUUGAGGUUCUUUGUGAGUUCACAAACAAACUCAUGAAACAAGAUAAAAAGACAGUGUGAGUAGAAUUAUUUGUUAUUAAAAUGUACGCUUCAAGAUAUCUGAUGAUGAUUUUGUUUGUGCUAAAAUAACUUAUGGUCCAAGUUUCAAUGUUGCACGAUGUAGGAAACAUUACAUUUACCCAAUGCCACACUAUCAUCUCAUGAGUUGUGAGAUUCACAAAUUUAUUUGUGGCUGAUUCUAGUGCUUUUGAUAAUUGAAAUGUAGUCAACUUUAAGCUUUAAAAUGUGAUUGCUUAAAUCAGCGGUUCACAACCUGUGUGUGACGACCCAUUUGGGGGUUGAACGAACCUCGCACAUUGGUCGCCUAAGACCAUCGGCCCAUAUUUAUGAAGUAGCAAUGAAAAUAAUUUUAUGGCUGGGGGGUCACCAAAACAUGAACUGUCCCAGCAUUAGGAAGGUUGAGAACCACUGUUUUAAAUUGAUAAAUGCCACUGGGUUUUUUUUCUUUCUCCCCAGUGUCAACUAUUUAGACAAACAAGUAGAAGGUAAAAUCCCUCAAGUUCGUCAAGAGGACUGGCAACCAUUCUUCACUUACAGGAACAGCUUGAUGCAAGGAGAUACAGACUGGAAUACUAUCACAAUCAAACAAGCAGCACAGAAGCGUUAUGGUAGAAAAGCACGUCAAGACAGUAAGUAAAUCACAAUUUUCUGUGUAAUUUAUUGAAAUAUCUUUUUCUUUCUUAGAUUUCACAAAUAAAAACAUUACCAACUCUUAUUACCAGGCACUAAAUAUUUUACUGAUUAGCUCUGUAAAUGUAUUUGGCAAUUCGUACAAAAGCAAUUUGUUCAAAGGAAAAUUGUUUUUGAAAAAACUUGCUUUUCAAGCAAAUUUCUGCUAACACUCUGUGACGAUUUAGUCCUUUUUUUAAAGACAUAAGUACAUUAUUGCCAUAUUUGAAAAAUCUAUUUCAGUUUCUUCUGACACAAGUUAUGAACCUCAAACCCCAGGGCCCAAUAGCAUACAACCGCUGACAUCCACUGCUCACAAAAGAGGUCAUCAUCAUGAACCCGAUGAAGACUCCAACAUGGAAUCCAACAUUGGUUCAGAACAAGACUUUGAUGACUCGUAAGCCAUGAAUCGGUGUUUCAAUUUUUUGGAUCGAAAUUUACGUUAUCUUUUCAUUUUCAUUAUAAUUUUUCAAUAUGGGCUCUUUUUUAUGUUUUGGUCUCAUACAGGGCUUGGCUUAGAAAAUAAAAUAUAAUAACAUAAGUUUGUAAAUGUCCUUAUUUUUUAAAAACUAAAUUUAAAUUAGAUAUUUAUGACGUUGCAUUAAAAGAUUGUUGAGUAUUGACUUGGAGGAAAUAAAGUGUAUAAGCUAUUCAGUGUGAAAAUUUUAUUUUUAUAUGAAGUAUUGAAGCUGUGGUGGAGGAUUAAAUAGAAAACUAAUGUCAAGCCAAGUAUGACAUCAAUUCUUUUGGUUCCUUAAAGUAACUGUGUUUUGGUUACUGUACAAACAAAUUUGAUGAGAACAAAAAGGCAUAGGGGCUAGAUAUCACUAUGAUACACCGAUUAAAUGGUGUACCUUUUCAUGUUAGCAUCUCUUGCCUAUUUUUUCUUAUUCACAUUGUGGGUGCAUUCUUUGUUUGCUUUUGUUUAGUGGACCACCAUGAAAUGACCAGAAUUCCUUGCUUUAGAGACUUGAGGAAAGUUAACUCAAAUAUUGUUCUAGUUACAAGGAAGUGCCAUUUAGGAUGAGAAUAAAUAUUGCUUUUCUUUUGAACACCACCUCCUGCCCCCCAAGAACUAAAUUACAACCCCAUCUAAUGUUUUUCCAACAGGAAAGGAAUAAAAAAUAUGUUUCAUGAUAAAGAAAAUGAAGUCUAAAUUUGCUGAAUAAACUUUCGUUGAAAUAUAUUUAAUGAAAAUUAGCAUGUUCUGCACCAUCCUGUCAGUCUUGGUUCACUGUGGUUCAUAAUUUAAUGUAUAUAAUUUUACUAUACAUAGAAAAAUUUCCUAGGCAAAUAUUAUUUCAGGAAGGCAAUCUCUAUGCAUUUAAUACUAAUGCGAAUAAAUUAGGAAGUAUUUAUGAGUGUGAUGCCCUCCAAUUUUCUGACUUGAUUAUGUUGCUAGUAUACAUUCAUUUACAAAGUGUGACAUCCUAAAACUGGAAAAUUUAACUUCCAUUUUUUAUCAAAGGAUUGAAAUAAAACUAGUGUAGACUACAUAGCUUUUGCCGUUAUGCACAGUGUUUGUCAGGUUCAAGAUUUGCUAUUCAGCUAAAUAUGUUUUGAAAUUACUAUUUUAAUCAUUUAACCCUUACGGUACUGACCUACUUUUUGCUUUUAUUGUCUCAGUACCGGCCAUUAAUUGGCUAAUUAUUCCCUGUGGCCCAGACAUUAUUUUGGAAUGAGUCAAAAUUUGAUAGGAUGUUAAUUUAUUUUGUAACUUUUUUGUUUUAAACAAUUGAUAAUAACAUGUAGAGAAUUAUCUAUUCAGAAAUGGAUAAGGGUGUUAAAAAAACACUUCUGAUCCCAAUUAAAUUUCAAUAAUAUUUUCAGAAUAAAAGGUUUCAUCAAGUGGGCGUAAGUCGCCAUCAACAAUAGCGAUUUAAGUAGUGCCAUGGAAACAACAAAUACAGAUCCGCACAAAAAACUCAGUAAUUGGUCGAUUUUCAUAAUUUAAAAGGCAAAUUAAAAUUUGACUAUUCCCCUAACGAAUAAACAUUCUGCCCGAGACUGGGGUGAAAGGUUAUAUCCUUGUUUCUGUGUUUUUAUUAGAUACCCCGCUAUGUGGCAAAUAGACGCGCUUGGGCUACGGAAAACGAUCGGCUGGUGAAAAAAGACGCGCUUGGGUCACAGGGAAAAAUUAGGUCACUGCAAAAAGACGCGCCGGGUACUGUAAGGGUUAAUAGAAAAUGGGUAGAGGAUCUCAUUCUAAUUUUUGUAAAAAAAUUAAUUUAAUGAUGUAUAUAGGUGUAUAUUAUUUAAUAUUGCUAUAUGAUUGCAUUUUUUACUGUGUGAUGUUUAGUUCAAGUUUGAUGUUUUUCUCAUUAUUUAUCCUAUUGUGCCUUACUGUAUGUAAAAAUUUUGGAAUAUGUAUCUGAGGCUAUUAUCGUCAUUUAUUUGUUUUACGUUAAUAUUUUGAAAACAGCCUCAUAAAGCUUUAAAAAGUAGGUUCUAAUAAAACCUACUAAGGGAUAUAAGGGGUUGUUAAAAGUGGGUGAAGGCUAUGAAGCAUUACUUUACUAGAUUAAAGUAAUUUGACAACUAAAACCCUUCCGGUUAGACAACUUAAAUUCACUAUUGUAUACUGUUACAGCAACUGAAUAUUCUUUAUUUUGUAGUAAAGAAAUAAGGUAAUUGGAAAUAAAAAAAAUAUAUAUUCCUUUAGGCAUGUACUGAAAUGAAAGUUCUAUGUCUAUUCUUAAAUUUUGAUUAUGAAAUACCAUAUAUUCAAAGACAACAGACUAUCAGCUAUCUUGAUAUACUUAUAAGGGCAGCUAUUCUCAAAGCUUUUCUCAGAGAGUUGAUUGUAUCAAUCAGAAUGUUUUCUCUUUAGCAUUGUUGUUUUUGUUUGUUGGUUCAUAUAUUUUUUUAAAAUAAAAGACAAUUGGCAUUACUUAUUUCUGUUGUAUUCUUUAUUUAUUGUUUUAAUUGUGUGAAUUGGUCUUUAAAUGUUCUAAAAAAUAAUCAAAAUAUAGUUAAAUUCUGGCAGCACAGUCAAUAAAUAAAUCUAUUUAUCAAAUGUUGCUUUUUAAAAACUUUUUGACAGUAUGGUACAACUUAUUUAAUGUGGGUCUUAGAAAUGUGUAUUUUAAUAGAUUUUUACCUGCAUGUAACAUUUAUUUAAUGUAAUAUUUUCUUUCUAAAUAUGAAUUGGAAGACGGGAAAUUUAAACAAAAAUUUUAAAAGGAGUAUCAUAAUUGAGGUGUCUAUUUAUAAUAAUGGCAUUCAAUUACACAUGUGGAAAAAUUGGUUUCAAUAUUUAUAAGAUUUGAGUCUUGGCCUUUAAUGUAACAAAAGAUAGUUAAUCUUAUGACAGGAUGCUAGUUGGAGAGGAAUUUGAUAUGUUAAAUUCUAAUAUUACUUACUAUUGCCUCUGGAGAACAGCUUGUGCACUAAACAUUUUUAUACCCAGAUACGAUUAGAUAGGAUUUAGUCCGGAUCUGUUUCUGUAUAGUUGACCUUUUAUCUUCAAUAACUGCUCUACCACAUCUAAUCCACCUGACCUUGUUGCUAAUCUUUCCUGCACAUGACUUGUCACACCUCUUCUCCCACCUGUAUUAUCUUGACCACAGUUCUAGGGGUGCUCAGGGUAACUGGCACCACAAACAACAACCGCAGGCAGAGCACCACAACCUGAGGAGGUCAGAUCGACACAGGCAUCCUCCAGCUACGUAAGUUGGUUUUAGGAUUUUGAUUUUUCUUAUUUUGUUUUAAAGGUUUGGGCUUAAGGAACUUUUGUCUGAGGCUAUCUUGAUGUGUUUUUUUUUUUUUUUAAUGGAAUUCGGGUUUCUCAAGCAGGAUACCGAGAUCCUGUUAAAUUUAAAAUAUAUUUAAAAAAUUCUCCGGUACCGUACAAACUUCUUUUAGAACACCCAAUUUUGUAUUUUUAAUUUCAGCCAGUCGUAAAUUGUGGCUAUAAGCCAGGACCGGUAAAAUCUAGUCAACUGAGCUGAAUUGGUGAGCCCAGUGCACAGAUUCUCAACUGUUUUAACGUUGCGCCCACAUUAAUAUAGAAGCAAAGUACCGUACUCACAAACCCAUAAUCUUGAGAGAAAAAACUUUUUUCAUAUGGUAUAUGAAAUCACAUUUUAAAUAGAUAUUUCAGCAUGAUAUAAUUUUAAUUAAAGAAAUAGUUAGUGCAAUGAUUGACAAUAUAUCUGGAAAAGUCCAAAUUAAAAUGAAAAUUUUUUUUAAAUGGUUAUUUCACAAAUAUCCCUUCGCAACCCCAGUGGAGGUCAGGUUCCAUGGGCUGAGAACUGCUCUAGUAACUUGAUCAUAGCGGCUGUUAGUUUUUAAUUUAUUUAUUUUUUUACGUCCUUAAUAAACCUCGUAAUACCGGUACUUUACAUAAAUAUAAAUUUACCAGUAUUGAACAUUUUAAUUUUUUUUUUGUUUAAAUUUGAAACGAAGCUCUUGUUAUUUCCUGACAGAUUGGAAAUUAAAUUUUGCGACCUGUAAAGAAUGCAAAACUCAAAGAAAGCUUUUUUUUCUACAGGUAGUCAUAUCGAACUUUGCUUAACAAGCAAAAUAUUAGCAAAUUAUCCUUAGGGCCAAGUACGGGAAAUGAUCAACCUCCCAACAAAUCCUAACAUUGUUUUUCAUUCCUUAAAUUCCUUAACAAGUUUACCAAUUAUUAAAACACAAUCUGUAUAGUUUAAUUCAGUUUUAGAACAUUUGAUAUAGAAUUAAUUUCAUCACGGGAACUCCCAUGAUGAGGGUAACUUUCAUUCUGUUUCCCUGGGCUAAGCAAAGCCCCCAGGAAAUGAGAAACAGUGUUUCCUAAAGGAUCUCUAGCUGAUCUUAAGAAGAUGGUAAUAAGGGGGAGAGACUGCAAUCAGGUUAGAAAAAUGGAAAUGAGUGAGACAAAGUAGGGGAAAACCUGCAAAAAAAGAAUGCAAGUAAACAAAGAAUGUUUCUGCAAGAGCAAGUCAGCGAAAAAAACAACUGUAAAAAUAGAAUUAAAAUAAAAUAACACUUAGCUGAAAUGUAGUAUCCAAGAGGACAGCAAGAGGAAUUGGACAGAAAAAUAAGUAGGUGAGAGAUAAAAUACAGGCAAAAAGGGAAUGAACAGAGGAAAAGUAGGAGGGGGCUGAGAAAAGGUUUAACAGUUGAAUGAGAACAUUCAUGCCACGUAGUGUCAAGGUUCUAUAAGUCUGAAUCAGCUUGUUUUCGAAAUUCAACCAGUUUGGUGUGUUAAUGGUCACGACAGCACUUAUAGUUAUAGUAAAAUCUGCACAUGCCUUGUGGUCACUUCUACUGAAGUGUUUAGAGACGGGACAAUGCUUAUCUUGCAUAAUAUCAGGGACAUGUUCAGUACAUCUGUCAGUGUCUGCGUCCUGUCUCACCUAUUUAUGACAUCUGGCAGCGGGUGCAAAAAAUGGCAUAGUCUGGAUGAUAAAAGAGGAAGGGUUGCAAUGGCAGCAUCCACAUGGCUUGGUCCUACAGUGGGUGGGGGAAGCAUUGAAGCGACUUCGUACAAGGAGGUCUCACAGAUUUUUAUCCCAUCUGUAAACAAUCAGAGGCUGGGAAGAGAAAAUGUCGUGGAUGUCAGGGUCGACCAGGAGAAUGGCAUGGUUUUUAAGGAAAACACGUUUGGCUAUUAGAUUGUGAGGAUAAGUUUGGUCCUGUCGUCAUUGUCACUUGGACGUGACCUGAAGGCAUUAGCACAGGUAUUAUUUUCAACUUUUGAAGAGCUGAUGAAAGUACUGUCCCAGGUAGGACCUGCAUCGAAAGUAGUUGAUCAUCUCAACUGCCUUGACCCAAAAGUCAUUCUCUGACUGGCUAAGUCGACAAAAUCAUUGAGAAAAGAGAAUAGAGUCUUUACAGGAUUUUGAGUGGGAGGAAGAGUAAAGAAAAUAGCUGUGGGUGUCAGUAAGCGGAGGUGAGUAGGCUGUCAUUGUGAAGGGUGACAAAAAGUUGACCGUGGUCUCAGAGGAAAGAGAUGUGAAUUAAAUGGAGGGGUGAAAAGAGCCUAAAAAGUUAAUGAAUAGGUCAAGUUCACUCCUCUCCAUUGUGGUGACCCCAAUACCAUCAUCAAUGUAACUUUUGUAGAAUUCACGGAGGCAUCAAGUGUGGUUGCUUUCGACCCUGUGUUCAAAAUGUCCCUUGAACAAACGUGCGUAGCUGGGUCCCAUUUUAUAAGAAGAGAUUCUAAGUUGACACAGGCUUUAACUUUAAAGACAGAGUUAUCACUGACUUAAUGGUCUUCGCACACUAAAUGUUAAAAGAUAAGCGUUCUCACUUUGACAUGGAUUCAUAACACAAACCUGUUACUGCAUCUGAGAAAAAUGACAAUUUUAAUUUACACUAAGUCCAAAAUAUCAGCAGAGCCCUUGUUUAAGAAUGUGCACAACAUCGCUGUGGUUUGACACUAUUUUUAACAUCAUUUCAUGUUAAUAAAAAAGCAAAGAGAUGAACCCUUGUAAUCCCAAAAUGUGUUACGACCCUCCAAGUGGAUUAGACAACUCUAAAAUAUUACUUUUGCAAAGCUUUAAAUUUAAUGUGAACAAGAAAAACUCCUUAGCCUUUUCAUAUACCGUCGAUGCGACGUCACGAUCAUCCACUUUCAUUUACCAAGGACAUCACAUUGUCGUCAUAACGAAGAGGCAAAGAUUUUUUCUGAAAUACCAAGGACAUCACGUUGACGUCAUAUUUCAAUGCGUUAUAUUUCUUUAUUAGUUAAUCUAUAAAGAAGUUAAUAGGCGAAUCGGAUAGAGAAUGAAAAAAUACCGGAAGUUUCAUCUUAAAGUUUUUAAUUGCAGAGUCAGCAAAAAUGUAUGCCCAAAACCAGCAGUGAUGAAAGGGUUAAUCUAUGAAAUUAAAAAAUAUCUGUCUGAUUGACAUUAAAGCUUGGCCUAAUGAGUCAGAUUCAGCAUGCAUGUUUUUAAUACUACAAUCCAACUUACACUUAAACCCAGGCCACAGAUAAGUGAAUCCAGUGACAACAGUAUUGGUGAGUUUGAGAGCCCUGCCUCUGUCCACCAUCCCCAGAGACACCACCACCAGCAGCAACAGUUUUACUAUCAGCAGCAGCAGCACCAUCACCGCCAGUCUCCACACCGCCGGGCCAUGACGCCACAACAGAUGAUGACACCCGUUGUAAGUAAAAAAAAUAUAUAUUUUUGGAGCCUCAAGUUCAUUUCAAUUAGUUCUCAGUAUUUCUUAAUUGAAUUUUUUAAUAGUAUUUCAACACUUGUCACCUGUUAAAGUAAAAACUGAAGACUGCAACUUGAUUCGGUGAAUUGUUAGUGUGCUUAAGUAACAUUGGAUUUGAAGGCAGUUUAAAACUUUUGAUAUCUGGGUCCACAGCAAAAAAAAGAUGAUUUGUAUAUUGUAAAUCAUUUGCCUCCGAAACGGAGGGGGGUGGGGUUGUUAAAUAUAUGUAUUGUAUUAAUGAUAAAAAAAAAUUCAUGAUAAUAUUCAGAAAGUGAUAAUAUUAUCAUAAGUUACAAAAUGCUAUUAAUAAAAAAAUUAAAAUUUAAUAUAUUUUUUACAUUCUGCUUUGGUAUUAAAUGUAUUUAAGUUUUACAAAAUGACAAAAAAAAUACAUUAAGAAAUCAAACUUUAGGGGGGGGGGGGGGUGUUAACAUAUUUUAUUUUUUUUUAUUAUAGUUAAUUUUACAAUUAAAAUAUAAUGAUGUAGUUAAUUUGAUUAGCGUGUACAUUUCUUACAUUAUAGGCCGGCACUCCCCAUACUCCGGUUACACCUCAGGCUCAAGGCCAUUACUAUCAACAACAGGCUGGACUUUUUGAGGAGGAGCCCUCCUCACAGUACAUUGAUGAUGGUUCUGUAAGUUAAGCUACCAUAAUACACAUUUCUGUAUAAAAUGAAUUGUUUUUUCCUGUUAUCCUUAAAUUUGAUGAGGGUGGAAAUUAUAUAACACCAAAUUAUUUAUAAGUUGAAUUGUAAUCUGCUGGUCCGAUUUUAAAAAUGUCACAUUAGAAUUCUCUUUUUUUUAUUUUACUGGAAUCAUUUUUAAAAAUAGAGGAAUGAUUUUUUUAAAUACACUGAGAAAUUAUUUUUAUAGAAGAAAAUGAACCCACCAUAAAGUACUAAUGGAACGCACAAAAAACACAUUCACCUAAAUUCAUCUAAAUAUAUGUUUCUGUAAAUGUAGUUUUACAUAAACAAAAAAUGGGAAACACUGGUGUAAUGAUUGAAAUCAUUUAAGGUGGCCAGAAAUUAAAAAAGUGUAAAUGAUUUUCCUAGGGUUCAGUUAUUGUUUUAACGCAAAUAUUCCAAUACCUAACUUAACUUCUAUAAAAUAGUUCAUUACACUCAUUUGAUAAUCAAUGGAGUUUUGAUGACUUUUUAAAUAAGCAUUGAAAAUAAAUAAAGCCCAAUAUUAGCAACUGUUAAAUUCAGUUGGAGACAAUAUCUUGACCAUUUCAUGCCAAAAAAACAUUAACUUGGGUCUCACAUUUGGAUAUAUGUCUCUAAUUAAUUGCUGCACAGCAUCAGCACCAUCGCCGUCAACAGCAACAACACCAGAUGGUGCAUACACCAUAUGUAAGCUUUAUGGUUGGUGUUGUGUGUUCAUUUUUUAAAAUAAAAAUGUGAAUGAAAAAAUAUAUUUGCUGAGAAGCUGCUUAGAUAGUCUAGUUUUCCUAUGAUUGAGUAUUGCAUAUGAAAAUAUUAACACAAUAUGCUAUUGGAUUAAAAAGGAAAAGACUGCAGAGUGUGAAUGUGUAUAUUUAUUUUAUUAAGGCUUUACCAGCUGCUUAGACUAAACAGAACUUUUCAAUGGUUGGAAAUUAAUAAUUUUAAAAAAUACUCAUUUGUUCUGAUCUAUUAUUUUGUGUCCUCCUCCUUUUGUAUUGCUGUCAGCAAUUACAUGUGCAUAGUUAGAACCUUGUAGUAUAUUGAUGUGAUCAUGUGACCUUUGCAAACAUUUUAUACACACAUAUAUUGAUCAUUGUUAAGGAGAUUAAUUAAACUUUGGUGCUUUGCAUCUUCUUUUUGGCCUCUUGAACCUAUUAUCUAUCUGUUUUUAUAAAACUAGUUGGCCUACUUUAUCCUGUGGAAAAAUAACAUACACUCCGUAAUUUAAGGAUUAUGAUUGACUGUUAUUGUCAGUUUGCAAAGAAAAACUGUGUCUAAAUUAAAGUUGCUUAACAAUUUGAUGUUAACAUUGCACUCUUCUAUGUAACACCUAUGAUCAUCUAUGAUUGUCCCAUUUAUUAUCCUUAAUCUAGAUGCAGACUUUAGGAAAAUUGACAUUAAGAUAAAUGUAAAAAUAGAAGUUUAAGCAAAUUAUUUUACCUAGCAAUGAUGGGUGUCUAUAUAUUGAAAAACAAAGGAAAAGAUAAGGGAUGGUCCCAGAAGCGUUUAUAAGAGUUUUUGGCGUCCGGGGACAAGAUUCAUUAUUACGCCCACCUAUCAACUCUGAAACCCAUGAUUAUCAUCAAUAAAAUAUCAUUAAAACCCAUUUUGGUCCCCAACUUGUCUGUGACAGCUGCUCCCCCCCCCCCCCCCCCCCCCAAGAUAUGCCUCUUGAGGGUCCUAUUGCUCACUUUUCAAGAAUUCAAAUAUUAAUAUACUUUAGUAAUAACUAAUUAUGUACACAUAUUUUGAAAGUACAAGAAAUGAUAUAUUGUUAUAAACAAUGAUUACAAACAAAACCUUUUCAUUACUUUAGGUUUAAGUAAGUUACCAUACACCUUUCUGUUUACAUUCUGCCCAAGUGUCUGUGAAAUGUUUCCUGCCAAAUGCCCCUGGUUGGUUGUUGGUGUCUUUGAAGCUUUCACCAGAUGUGGUUAGUUUUGAUCAGCAUGUCUUAUGCUAACUGCAUUUAUUAUACAGCAGGGGUUCCCCAACUAGACAAAUGUUCCCUUCUGCAAACUAAAUAAAAACAUCGGCCCAAGUCACACAAAUUCAUACACUUGGUCUUUUUAGAACAUGAGAUAUUUUAUUUGUAUAAAUAAUUUAAAUAGUGAUACAAAAAUUAAGUUUCUGAAGAAAAAAAAAUAUUUUGAUUUUUUAUAAAACUUCAAAAUAAUAAGAAGAACUUGUGUAUCAUAGUUGGUUAAAUUCUCAUUCUGUAAAUUAGAUAUUCUACAUAUUUUUGCAUCUUGUGCCCACACACAUUCCCUGGCCCCUUUUAAACUUGGCACAUAGAAAUAGAAUCAGUGUGUCACUAGUGUAGGAUUUUCUAUCAAUAUUUAAAUUUGUUCCAUAAUAAUAUAUGUGCUUGAUGUUCCUUAUAUUAGAUGGAUCCAUUCCUGCUUUGUUUUGAAACCAUUUAUUUUAUAUUUUUUAUGUACACCUCCCCCCCCUCUCUCUUGAGUGUGUCUCUGCCAGCCGGCCACAAAUCAGUUUUGACUCCGAAAAAUAUGGUGCUUGACAGGUUCUUGAAAAGAAAUUUGGCUCUCAAAAAAAUGUAAUCGUCCUGCUGCUUAUUUUUGGGUCUUUUGACUAAUGAAUUUGCCGACCAGAGGGCUAAGGCAAUGGUUCCCAACCUGUGCACUUCUUAGGGGCUCUGUAAUCCAUUGCAGGGAAACUCCUAAACACUAUUAAAAUGUAAGACAUAGGGUAGGUCUAAGGGACUCCCUCAUAGCAAUGAAAUCUAAAAAAGGGCUCGGGGUUAAAAAAAAAGGGUUGGGAACCACUGGGCUAAGGUGAUAAAUAAGUUUGAUAUUACAAUAUCCUCUAAAGUUGUAGACUUGAAAAUAUACUACGAUACAGAGAAUAAAAUCCUUUUUCAGGCAAGUUAUAAUCUAUAGCAAAAUACUCUAGGGUUCCCGAAAAAUAAAUGAAUUAUUUUCCUUAUAUAAAAAACCAUAGAUGGUGAUUCCGUAUUUAAACCUGGUUGAAAGGUGGGGAGAGAAGCAUUUCACAAAAUGCCUGUCCCCCUCCCAUUCUCUCUAUGUUAUGUAUGAGUUCAUUUCUAUCUGUGUCUUCUUGGCUUCAAUGUUCAGAUACUGCACCAAGUGUUGGUUGCUGACAGUCAUCCCAUGAUUAGUUCACACGUGAUGUGUCAGUUAAUUAAGUUAAUACUAAACAACAGCUUUUACCCAUUUAGUUUUGUUGCAUAUGUAAUAUGUUUAUGUACUUGAUUUAUAUAACAUCCAUUAUAAGGACAAGAAAGUAAUUGAUUCUACUGAUAUAUUUUACACAUUACUGGUACUAAAAAUUUAGUUAUAGGUAUGUGAUAGGAUUAGAAUUGAAAGCAAGACAAACUUUCUAGCUGGUGAAGAAUAAAAAAAAUUAAAUCAUCUAUCCCAUUUUAAUAAUAUUAAUUAAUAUGGGACACUAGACCAUUUAAACCUUCUUAUGCCAAGAUUGAAAAGUGCAUUCGGUUUCAUCACAUCAAUGCAUACAUACUGUAACUAACUUAUUUGAAUAUUGUUUGUUUCGUCUCUGCACAGUCUGACAUGAGCAGCCACCAAGGAUACUGAGCUCCCUCAGCAUGACUGAACCAUCAAGCUGGUUGAAACAAGACAGGAUUCACUUUUUACCUUAUUUUAAACUUAUUGUUGUCUUCAUCAAACUUCUUAUGGAAUCAUAAGGUCUUUUGUAUAUUCAAAUAAAAAUAAAAAUCAUGUUGUCAUUUUCCCAGAGGUUUCCUCUUCUUCUCCUACAAAUAAGACCACAUCUUUUUAACGGGUGGACUGUGUUUACAACUCAUCAACAGGUUCAUCAAUAGAAACAGACAAUGCUGAUUACCAAUACUAAGAAAAAAACAAAAUAGUUGACUUGCUGUCUGAUGAUAAUAAAAGUAAAAGCUUACAGUGGGAAACAUUGUUUUAGCCUGCCUCUGCCGACUAGGUAUCAAACUAUCAGCCUGUCUUGUCUAGGAUAGCCUGCCUCUGCCGACUAGGUAUCAAACUAUCAGCCUGUCUUGUCUAGGAUAGCCUGCCGACUAGGUAUCAAACUAUCAGCCUGUCUUGUCUAGGAUAGCCUGCCUCUGCUGGGAUUAAUUUUAAAAAUACUUUUACUUUUAAAUGUGAUCAAUUGUCCUUUCUGUAUCCAUUUACCAGUAUUGUGACUGUGUUGUUGUAUUUGUUGGCCUUAGAAUCACAUGAUUAAUCUAGUUCAAAAGCUUGCACUUCAGGCCUAAUUAUUUUAAAUUUACUUUUUAAUAAUUCAAUGCUAAUGAAACAUUCCCAGGUGUUGUUUUCUUGUAUUCAGUGUAUUAUAAUGUUCA
Lymnaea stagnalis (great pond snail) is the source of this 28932-nucleotide messenger RNA. The record is from the annotation of a GenBank genome assembly. Lineage: Eukaryota; Metazoa; Mollusca; Gastropoda; Lymnaeidae.